Molecule: messenger RNA, 510 nt
Organism: Auanema sp. JU1783
Lineage: Eukaryota; Metazoa; Nematoda; Chromadorea; Rhabditida; Rhabditidae
Source: the annotation of a GenBank genome assembly
AUGAUCGAAGCAGAACCUUGCAUGUACAAUGCAAAUCUGCAUAACAACCUAAUACAAAUGGAUACAAAUACUGAGCUAAGCCCUACUGAUCAAUCCGUAUACGGAUUGGUUGUUUUUUUAGUCAUUUUCCUUCUAUUCGCAACUCUGACAUCCGGCCUUCUUGUAUGUUUAACCAAAAUAUGGUGCGGAUUCAAGUCACAAGCAUCACCAACUCAACUAACAGAAAAACAAAGACAAUCCAUAUUGCGUUCCCCAGCGUUUGGAGAUGAAGAGGACAGUGAAGAAGAAAGUGUCAGCGCUCAACACACUCUGAGUGGCAGACGGUUCUCUCAACGCAUCAUGAGCUAUGUUCAAAAAUCCCUCGGAGACAAAAAAGACAAAGAAAAAGAGACCGAGCCUGCACCUGUUCCUUUGCCAGAAAUUUAUGGAGCCGAAAAUGUUCCAACGAUAGAGAUAGGAAACGCUAGCGAUGGAACAAAUCACGACCCAUCAACGAUUGUUCACGUCUAA